AAACAAACCCCAAGUUUUAGAAAAAAGAAGAAAAUAUUUGAAAUAAAACAAUGGUCAUAAAGAGGUCAACUCAAGCAGCAUCGAUCAAGCAAAUCUUAAAGAGAUGCUCAAGUCUAGGGAAGAAGAAGAACGUCAACGGUUGCUACAAUAAUCAAGAAGAUGAUAGUCUUCCACAAGACGUGCCCAAAGGUCACUUUCCGGUUUACGUUGGGCCGAACCGAAGUCGGUACAUCGUUCCCAUCUCGUGGCUCGAACACUCCGAGUUUCAAACGUUGCUCAGACUAGCCGAGGAAGAGUUUGGUUUUGAGCAUAAUAUGGGUCUAAUCAUACCCUGUGAUGAAGUGUUCUUCAUGUCUCUCAUCUCCAUCUUCAGAUAAAAUUCGAUCAUAAGUCCAAUAAAACGGCCGAUAGCUUCGAGAUGGCUUAUUGUUCUUGUUUUCUUUCUAAGACUUUGUAAUAGUUGGGAUUGGGUAUGUGGGAGACUUUUUUCUUCCCUCAACUCAACGUGAAAGGUUGACUGGUGAUCUUGAUGUGUAACUUGUUAACUUCUAUAAACCAGUUUUAUCUAUCAAGAAAUUCUAUAGAAUCUUUAAUAAUGCUCCAUAUUAUAUAUAUAUAUUAUCAUGUAAUACAGAUUUGAAAGUGG
Eruca vesicaria subsp. sativa (arugula) is the source of this 646-nucleotide messenger RNA. The record is from the annotation of a GenBank genome assembly. Lineage: Eukaryota; Viridiplantae; Streptophyta; Magnoliopsida; Brassicales; Brassicaceae.